AUGGUGGAUGCGCUACUACAGCCGGCGCCGGCUGAGAGCCCCUCCGCAGAGAAUGGAGACGACGCAGAAGCCAACGAGGAGCGAUUGAGGCGCUUGUGCCAGUGCCUUGCCUCGCGAAGCCGCCUCCGCUCUGCCCUGAAUCCGACCUUGAGAGAUGUGCUCAUCUCCCAUUUGAAGAAGGCGGUCAGGGUGCAUGCCAAAAGACUGCUGCAGGAAAAUGGAGGGGGGACACAGGGAAGUGGCCUGGCUGUGAGCAUUCAGGAUGAGGAGGAAGCCGCUGAGGAGAACCCCGCGGCUUCCCCUCGCCAGGACCGGCAGGAUCCCGACGUGGAGAAGUCACCCGCGGCGGACACGGCUGAGGCGCCAGCGCAAAGCCCGAAGAGUGGCGAACCUGGAGGUGCAACUUCGGGCACGUCCGUUUCCACCGCGCUUUGCGGCCUGUCCUUUGAGUCUUUCCUGGAGUUCUGGCAGAAGCUCCUGGAGUUCAUACUGUCCACGGCCACCCGCAUGAGCGACUACUCACUGCGAAUCCACAGCGUCGCGCAGGAGGCUAACGCCCAGCACGGCCCUGAAGACAUCGCUGGGGAGCUGCAGCGGCUGCAGGAGGUUACAGUUCUGCAAGCCUACAAGAUUGCGAGCGCGUUGUUGCAGGCCAGAAAAGCUGAGCACCAAGGGCUGAAAAUGGCCGAUUGGAAAGUUUUCUUGGCCUCUACGCAGACCAUGCUCGAACAGGUGCAGAAGACGCAGCACCACUGUUAUCAAAAGAUGAAGCUCGGUGAUGGCGCUGGAUCGGUGGAUGUCCAUGCUGGUCUGCGGGCCACGAUGAACACCCAGACGAAGAGCAUCAUCGAGGAGUUUCACCAGAAGUGCUUGCUGCAAACGAAGCAGGUGCUCGAGCAGGAGCGAUGGGCGCGAACGGAUGUGCCCGCGCAGUACCGCCGGAUCGUACACCGCCUGCUUGGGGCGGAAGACCUGUCGGCUGAGCAGGGCGAAGGCAGUCCCGAAGCGGAGGAGGGCCUGACCCCUGUGUCGGUCGAAAGGUACCUGCACGUGGAGGGCACUCACUACUUGGUCGUCCCCGCGGUGCUGACGCUGGUUCAACUUCUAGGUGACUACGUCGGCCUCUGUCAUGAUUUCAGCGAGAUGAUGGCGGAGGUCGUGCAGCGAAUGUGCCAGCUCCUGCGGCUCUUCAACCAGCGGGCACAGCGUUUGGUCCUGAACGGCCAAGCUGUGCAGCACAAGGUGCUGCCGAAGAUCACGGCAGCCAACCUGGCUCUCUGCAGCCAGAGCUGCGGCGUCGUUGCGCAACUUCUGCCGCUCCUCCAAGCUCGCCUCAACGAGAUCUCGCGCGGCACCCACGACAAGGCGCGAGGAGCCAUGGUUGCUGCCCUGCUCAGCGACCUUUCCAAGAUCGCCUCAGAGUUCUCCGAACACCGGACGGCCCUCUUUGGGAAGCUCAGCGAUCUUCUCAAAAACGCCUACGAGAAGCACGCCAAGCAAUGGCUUGGCGCACCCCACGGCCAACAGGGCGACGGGAGUCUUUGGAAGGGCGAUGAUGCCGUCGUAAAGCUGCAGCGGAGCGAGUCCAGUCUCAGGGAGCACGAAGCCCUGGAAGGCCUGGUCAAGGACAUCACUGCCAUGUACCGCGUGCUGCUCCGCAAUCUCAACUACGAUAGCGUGAGGAAGAUCUUCGCGCGCGCUUUCGAGGAUAUGGCGUCCUUGUUUCUGCAGAGGUUAGAGCAAGAGAUUGCAGCCCCUUCACCGCCCUACUCGGAUGGUGUGGGCUGCUCCUUGGGCGAUCGGCUGCUGCUAGACUUUGCCUACCUCAACACCGAGCUGGAGAAGCUCACAGGAAUCACAACCCCACUCGAGCGGCUUGUGUGCGAUUUGAUCCAACAUCUUCUGACAAAGCUUCCAGAGGAUGCGCUGAGAAAGCCACAUCCGAUAGUGCUCGAGGUUCUUCGGAGCGCAGGGCGCCUGCCGAAAUAG
Messenger RNA from Symbiodinium natans, 1989 nucleotides. The record is from the annotation of a GenBank genome assembly. Lineage: Eukaryota; Dinophyceae; Suessiales; Symbiodiniaceae.